AUGCCUCCAUGUACCGUCAGUACUAGUGGAUUGCCAGAACCAAAUGAAGAAGCAGCACAGACCUUUGAUGUUCAUUCUGACAGAGCUCUGUUGACUCUGGCGACGGAACUUGAUUACGAAGUAGCAAUGUCGUACCUACUUCAAAUUAACGUAAUUGAUGUUAAUGCAAGCCCACAACAUGAAGGCACACUCACAGUGAAGAUAACAUUAAAUGAUGUGAACGAUAACUGCCCUGUAGUCUCCAACAACAGCCUAGCAUUCUUCCCAUUACCUGUACUCCAGCAAGAUCCUUUGACUGAGGUGAUUGCAACAGACGCAGACAGUGGAGUCAAUAGUCAGAUCACCUACCAUACUUCAGACAUCACUCAGAUUCCGAUUGUCAAUGACACAUUCUCAACACUUCAGUUGACAGUCACUGCAGUUGAUGGUGGUACACCUGUACGUGGUACAAUUGUCAACAUAACCGUGAUGAUAAGCAACACUUGUCUUUAUGAUGCAACCAAUGAGCCUGUAGAUGUCAACGUUUACAUUGAUGUUCCAUCUGGUGGUCUGUACCUGAGGGUUCCCAGGUACUACGUGUAUGUUUAUGCGUGUAGAGAUGCCCUUGGCAUACAGACAGGUGUCAUUCAAGACAGCAUGAUGUCAGCGUCAUCUUUUAACGACUAUGCACACACAGCAAACAGAGCACGGCUGCAUGCCAAUGCCAGCGCAGAUGGUGAAAUUGGAUCAGGUUGGAUAGCAAAGACUGCCGACUCCAAUCAGUGGUUACAAAUUGACACCGAGACAAUCACCAUCUUCUCUGGGGUCAAAACUCAAGGUGUUGGAGACGUAGAAGCCUGGAUUAAGACGUACUAUGUGGAGUAUUCUAAUGAUAGUAACACAUGGCACCGGAUAUUGGAUGAAGAUGGCAGUGAUCAGCUCUUCACUGGUAACACUGACCAAGAUACCGUUGUCGUGGUUUACUUUGAUGAAGUCUAUGCCCGCUAUAUCCGCAUCCUACCUCAAUCCUGGCAUAAUCAGGUUGGUCUGAGGGUAGAGAUUGUUGGUUGUACAACAGAAAGACGGCUGCGACACUUAACCCAAUGUGAGCGUUGUCUGACCACCAACUACUGCAUAGGGGAUGGAUUACAGCGUCCUUGUGGCCGUUGUGACCCUCCGUCUGACUCAUGUGACCGGUCACCUUCAGAACACUCCUUUGGUCACGCCUUUGAAUGUGUGCCUUGCCCCAUAGGUUGGCUGUGUGAAGAUGGUUACGCUACUCCAUGUCCCAAAUACCAUCAUGGUCGCUGCAAUGAAACAUAUUGUCCAGGGACAUGUACUCUGUGUGAUCCAGGCACGGCAUGUUUCAGUGGCAUACAAUCCAUCUGUCCUCAGGGAUUCUACUCAAAAGGAUCUGAUUCAGAGUUCUGUAUACCAUGUCAGCCUGGCACUUUCAACAACUUCACCGGACAGUCAGUGUGUGAGAACUGUCCAGCCGGAUACACCAGUACACAGGCCAAGAGUUCUUGUGCACCGUGUCAUAUCACCGCAUGGUCUGCUGGAGAUGGGACGCUUUGCAAGUCAUGCUCCAAUGUGGCACAAUGUCCUUGUAUGUCAGAGACAAAUCCUUGUGGGGAAGGAGUUUCUUGCAUCAAUGAGGGAGGAGGGAGCUACAUCUGUGGCGAUUGCUACGCUCAGGUAGGAGAUGGGUGUGCUGACAUCAAUGAGUGUUUCUUGGCAAAUCCUUGCUUUGACAACUGUACCAACUUGUCUCCAGGCUACGAGUGCGGUGCAUGCCCACCAGGCUAUGUGGGUAAUACACCACAUGGUAUCGGCAUGGAGCAUGCUCAAGCUAAUCCACAGGUUUGUGAAGAUAUUGAUGAGUGUGCCAUUGAUAAUGGAGGAUGUGAUGCCAGCGCUGGUUGUGAAAACACAGCGGGAAGCUAUAGUUGUGGGUUUUGCCCACCUGGUUACCUAGGCAACGGUAAGAUUGGUUGCAGCCCUGGUGAUUACUGCCUUUUAGGUCAAGAUAACUGUCAUGAGAAUGCUACGUGCAUCACAACAGGUGCUGGCACUUUUGUCUGUGAGUGUGACAGUGGAUGGGCAGGUAAUGGUGUCUAUUGUGGAGUGGAUACAGAUCUCGACGGCCGACCAGAAUUAACACUUCUGUGCAGCGACACCUCCUGCAAAGCAGAUAACUGUCCCCAACAUCCCAACAGUGGACAGGAGGACACAGACAGCGACUCCAUUGGUGACAUCUGUGAUAAUGAUGAUGACAAUGACAGUGUCUUUGAUACUGUGGACAAUUGUCAAUAUGUUGCCAAUACCCUGCAAGGAGACACAGAUGGUGACGGUGUCGGUGAUGCUUGUGAUAAUUGCCUCUCCAAUAGUAACUCUGACCAGUCGAAUAAUGACAAUGAUGGCUUGGGUGAUGUAUGUGACCCAGAUGAUGAUAAUGAUGGUCUUGAUGAUAGCAGUGAUAAUUGUCCAUUCGUUGCCAACGUGGCUCAAAAUGACACGGAUAGCGAUGGUGUAGGUGACGCGUGUGACAACUGUCCUGAUAAUGCCAACACUGCACAGACUGAUUCAGACCAGAACGGAUACGGUGAUACAUGUGAUGUCAUUGGUGGCGCCAACAAAGACAUAGAUGGGGAUGGUAUUCUAGAUUUAGACGAUAACUGCAUCAAUAUUCCCAAUGCCGAUCAGACGGACACCGAUGCUGACGGUGAUGGUGAUCUGUGUGACAGUGACAAAGAUGGCGAUGGCAUCUCAGAUGAAAGUGACAACUGUCCUUAUGUUUCCAACAGUGGACAGGAAGACACAAAUGGCAAUAACUUGGGAGAUGUCUGUGAGACUGACUAUGACAGUGAUGGCAUUGUUAACAGCGAAGACAUCUGCCCUAAUAGCAACAAGUACCAAGCCACUGAUUUUGCCACGGAUUACAUCUCAGUAGAAUUGUAUCCUGGUUUAGUCAACGCUACCAGUCCAAUCUGGGUUGUCACUGACAAUGGAAAGGAGAUUCGUGAUAUUAGCAACACCAUUAUGCCAUCCAUGUUAGUCAGCCAGGUUUCCAUGGCAUCCGUUGAUUACUCUGGUACCAUGUUUGUCAACACCAACGAGGGGAAUAAUUACAUCGGCUUUGUCUUCGGUUACCAAAGCAACCGGAAAUUCUAUGUUGUGAUGUGGCGACAUGAGAACAUGAACAACCCCAGAAACAAGGGCGGAAUUAGGGGACUACAGAUUAAGAAAGUGAACUCUGCCACUGGGCCUGGCCAAUCACUGGCAGAUGCUCUGUACCAUUCCUACACCACAGCCAAUGAGGUUGAGCUACUGUGGCACGAUCCACUUUUGCAGGGGUGGCAGCACCAGACUUCAUACAGAUGGUUUCUGACCCAUAGGCCGGAUAUUGGGUUAAUCAGAGUUAUUAUCAAGGUAGGAGAGUUGACCUUGACUGACUCCGGAGACAUCUAUGACUCUUCUUACCUUGGUGGUCGGCUUGGAGUUUUUGUCUAUGAUCAAAAGGAUGUCAUAUGGACUAGACUGAGUUACAAGUGUGCAGAGAGGAUCAAUCAAGCUCUGGAGUUUGAUGGCACUGAUGAUUAUGUCCUCCUACCUAGCUUAGACACCUUGCAGAUUACUUCUAGUUUCACCCUCGAAGUAUGGGUGCAUCUGCCAUCUAGCUACCCCUCUACCAACGUACCUGUCCUCUGUACCUUAGAUGGGAGACUCUGUAUGUUCGUUGAGAAUAGGAAUGUCAAGGGCCAAGUUGGGAACCAAGUGGUGACUGGGACUACUACCUUACCUGAUUCUACUUGGAAACACCUUGCAAUGAGAUUUGAUGCCCAGAAUAGAGAAUUGAGUGUGUUUAUCAAUGGAUCAUCUGAGGCUACAGCAACAGGUGUUGAAACUCCCAGCUGGGCUAAUAAUACUCAGCUGUAUAUUGGUAGAAACGAGAACAGUUCCUUCUCUGGUAUCAUGGAUGAGGUGCGUGUCUGGGGUGUUAGUUUGUCUGAUGCAGAGAUUGUAGAACAUAUGCAGCUGGCUAGCUUGGAACGACAGAAACAUAAAGACUUACUCGAUGCACACUAUAAUAUGGACAAUGAGGAACAAGGAUCCAGUAUGCUACUGGACCAAGGCCUGUAUUCUCAUCAUGGUCUGAUCAUGGGCAAUCCUGUCUUCACACCAAGCCUAGUCGAUCAGGGUCGUUUUCAGGUUACAUACCCUGAGAAUCGACGAAGGCGACGAAGAAGCGUGGAAUAUCACUACGAAGAAAACCACACUGAACUGUAGAGUGGAAAAUGGUUGAAGGUGUUCACUGUACUAGUGUGAUUCAAACAAAAACAUUGGGAGUCGUACAAGCCAUUUGUGACCUGGCAUGACUAAUUGGGAGUCAUACAAGCCAUUUGUGGCCUGGCAUGACUCAUUGGGAGUCGUACAAGCCAUUUGUGACCUGGCAUGACUAAAUGAGCAUGAAGUCAUAUUCCACUCAUUCCUCAUUUGAAAAUUAAAAGUCGACUAUUGAUGUGGAGGUCAAUUUUGGCAUUUUUGAGAGAAAACCGUCCAUUUAAUUCUAUUUUUUUAGCAGGAGCAGGUAUUUAAAAAGUCAUUUUCUCAGCAAUUUCGAUGAUAGCAUUAUUGGUGCCCAGUCAGAAAUUUUGAAAUAGUGUCACAUAAUGUCACAAUGUCACCUUGUACUUCUACCCUAAGUGUUUCAUAUGCAUACCACUGGAAAGCUCUCCUGUUGAAUUCAAAAAUUCAAAAUAUCUCAAUUUUUGAACUUACUACUUUCAGAUAUCAAGUUGGUUUUUUGUUAUAUAUCAUUUAAACCUAUGCAGUCACUGGUUAGAUAUUGAAUUAUAUUAACUAGCAGGUGAUGAAUGAACAGGUGUAGAUGGUUCGUUGUUUGAGUCGUCCACUCCAGGAACCAAACUAAAAUCUUUUAGCAGCUGUAAGUUUAAACUUAAUUACUAACAGGAAUUUCUUUAGAAGACUUUGAAAUAUGAGCUUGGUGGUUUUAGACCUACCUAUUGGUACAUAUGUCUACAAAAUAUGUCUAUUAGUGCAUUGCUUGUAUUUAUUAUUUUUACAAAGGGUAAAACCCUCUCUUUUGUAAGAGUUAAGAUUCCAUUCACAGCUGUUUUAUAUUUCUUUUAUAUUUUACAAUGUUUUUACAGUCAGAUUCUUUAAUUUCAGUAUUUUUCAGUUACUGAAGAAAUAAAAGAAGUCUAUUUUUACAUGCAAUUUGUAAGUUUAAAAUGAAGGACCACAAAUGUACAGAUAAGUUCAGGGACUCCUUUUAAUGACAAAAGUCAGAUGAUUGUUUUUGCAAAUGAAAGCUUACCCAGAGUUUUAUUGUUUCAAACUUUGUACUGAAUUUAGUACUAUCCUUGUUUGAACUGAAAAUGUACCUAUUAUUCUUCAAAAGUGCGUUAUUAAAAAUUUAAAAAGACGUUUAAACUUGUUAGAAUUGAAUUUUUAAAAAUGCAACAAUAUGAACAAAAUACAAAUAAGUUUAUUUGGAUUUGAACUGGAUGCAUGGUUUGUAAUAUCACCAGAGGGAAUUCCACAUCGUAAUUUUUAACCUGCUAAGAGUGUCCUCAUCAGGUGGUUGGUUCACUCGAAAUCCAACCAUCAGCAUGUAUUCAAUUUACAGGCUGUUCUGUGAAAUUGGUCAUUCCAUGAGUUUGGGGAACAAUUUGUGACGGUGUCAAUUGUUACAUGGGUUCCAUAAAUGUGGAAAGUUAUUUCCCUGCAUGUGGAUUCCAAAUUGACAUUGUUAUAUAUCUUGCAAGGCUGAAUACAGAGGUGUGAGUUAUUUUUACAGAGUAAAUGACGUACUUUAAGGUCAUGGCAGACGGUAAAAGUUACCCAUGUAACAAGAACACCGUCACAACUUGUACACCAACCUCAUGGAAUGACCCAAGGCACCCUCAGUUUCUUAUUGUAUGUGGUGUAGAGUCUUCUUUCCGUCCAACGGAUGAAGUAGGCAGACUGGUUCUUUGCCUCGGUAGGUCUUCAAUGUACGAAUGGAAUCCAAGGCACACUGUUGGCCUUACCUGUAGCAGGGAAAGAAGUUAGAUAACCCAGGAUGCUGCUUCACGCGAGUGAAGUCUUUCAAAAAGUCAUUUUACUACUAAGUUUCUUUUUGAAAGGUUAAAGUUCGAGUCAUCUUGUCUGUUUUUAAAAGUUUGCAAUAUACAUGAACCUGGUAGAGACAGACGAUAAAGGGGUACUAUAGCCCUUAAUUAUUGUCAGUCAAAACCGUUUAUCAAGGCAAUCAUUUAUCUUUGCUAUGCUGUGGAGUGAAGUUAAAUUUAUUUUUCUGUAGAUCCUUUUGUGUCAAGUUUAUUUUCUGACCAACAGAAGUUCUUAUCUAGUUCAGAGCAUCUGUUUGCGGAAAACUAUUGUCGUUUGUGGUAAAGAUGUCGAUUAUUUUUGUACUUUGAGAUAUAUUGUUAUUGCAUGAUACACAGAGUAAUGCUGAUUGGAAUAUUGAUUUUGAGGAUUUUUGUCUGAAAUUUUGUGCUUCAGUAAUAAUACAAAUUAGGCAAUGUUCUAAUCUGUUUUGAUCACCUAUAUUUACAUUUUUUCUCAAGAUUCAGUUUGUAUAAGUAGGUAAUUCAAUUGUAUUUUAUUUUGUGUGUGCAGAAAUCUUGGUAUUAUUUCUCGAGACGAGCAAUAUUAGCUGACAGAUGUAAGAUCAUGUAAAAGUUGUAAUUAUUUCAACGGAAUCAAACGCAAUAGAAAUGAGGUAAUUUUGUUGAUUUUAUAAUGCUGUUCAAAUUCCCUGGAGUUUUUCUGUUCAAAAUGUAUGCAUUGUUUGUUAUGUGAAUGAUACUUCAUGGAACAUGUAGAUGAAAUAAAACCAUACAGCUUUGAGCCAAGAAUCUGAAAGAUA
Messenger RNA from Acanthaster planci (crown-of-thorns starfish), 6877 nucleotides. RefSeq lists its product as uncharacterized. Gene Ontology annotation, molecular function: protein binding; calcium ion binding. Lineage: Eukaryota; Metazoa; Echinodermata; Asteroidea; Valvatida; Acanthasteridae. Gene Ontology annotation, biological process: homophilic cell-cell adhesion. The record is from RefSeq and is a predicted model, not a curated record. Gene Ontology annotation, cellular component: plasma membrane; extracellular region.